Kwoniella mangroviensis CBS 8507 is the source of this 606-nucleotide messenger RNA. RefSeq lists its product as uncharacterized. The record is from RefSeq and is a predicted model, not a curated record. The coding region runs from base 1 to 606 and encodes 201 amino acids. Lineage: Eukaryota; Fungi; Basidiomycota; Tremellomycetes; Tremellales; Cryptococcaceae. The transcript has a single exon.
AUGAACACCCUAAAAAACCUGAUGAACGCCGCCACGACCAAAGUGACUCAUUCCCAUAAUAUGGGCUCCGAGUCGAUCCAUACUUAUCCGUAUAUAUACGAUAGCGAAUCAGAGGAUGAAGUCAAAGUAACACUUCGAAGACGGGAUCCUCCAUUGACUGAAAACUCGACUUCACGUGUAGCCAGCAGAUGGGGAUGGCAUGAAGGUGUGACUGAGAGCCUUACAGACUUGACAUCUAGAACAACCAAGUACAUAACGGAUCAUGCUGGACCUCAUCUCGCGACUAUCGAUGAUCAGGUGAAAAGCGUUAAAAUGCAAUAUCAAAUCGAGAAAUCGAAAAAUGAUAAUAAAGAUGACUACAAGUGUGGUAUACCUUUAAACGAAAUCGAAUUGUCAACGAGAUACGAAGAGGAGGAAGAAGAAGAUCCUCAAAACAAAUUGAUACCUGAAUGUCAAAAUCCACAAUCCAAAUUUGAUUCCUUCGAAUGUUCAGAUUGGCCCAGUACAUGUGGGAACAGAUGUUAUGAUCAUUUGUGUGAAGGUUGUAGGAGUGAACAUGAGAGGGUAGUGAGUGGGAUCAAGGUAGAGAGGCGAAGUAGAAUAUAG